CAUAUUUUCUCUGACUAACCGCGAGUCUAUUCUGUUUUAAGAGAUGGUUUUCUGGUCCAGCGUGUUCAGCUGUUCGGCGCUUUGCUCAGAAGGCGAGCAGAGCGCCUCUGCACCUUUAAGGCAAUGAAGAAGAAAAUCGGCUGCAGACGCAGGGGAGAGGGUUAUUCUGUAAUGCUCUGAGGAAGAGAGGGUUAGCGCAGGGACCAAUGUGAUUAAAACGGCAGUGGGAAGAUGUGCUUGCUUGUUGCUUGCUGGAAGGAGAGUGGUGGUGAGGAAGGUUUGAGAUUGGAGUAUAACAAUUAUUAUCUCUGCUUCAGAUUAUCUGACCUGGGCUCUUCGGACUAAAUAUUUCGAAAUCACUUCUCAAUGUUUUAUUAAUUAAUUUCGGAAAGUGUUUUGUUUUCAUUUAUAUUCAUUUUAAAUUGAGUUCUGUUUAAUAUUUGUUGUUGCCCGUGUGUCUAUAAUCCCACCUGUGCACAUUUCGCUGGAUCUGCGUGUUUUAGACUCUGCUCAGACUCAGCAUCCCACCUGGCCCUUGAUUCACGGAAGCGAGCCUCCAGUCCAGCAUCGCCCCGAAACCAAGGGAAAUAAGCAAGGCACGGGGUAACAGCAUCAAGAGAGGCGUGGAGUUGGAUGUCAGCUUCAACCAAGACAAUCACAGAAGCACAUUCCUCUUCCAAGGAGAGAGAGCGAGAGAGAGAGAGAGAGAGAGAGCGAGAGAGAGAGAGAGCAGAUUCCUCCUGCCUGACAGCUCUGUGAUAUUGUAAUAUUGCAACCAACAAACAGAAGAAAAAUCAAUAUUGAAUACUGGAGAAAGUGGGCAGUGUGAGAAGAAAAGGGCAUAGCUUGGGGAUUGAACGGAGCGGGGCAUGUGGAUAUUGGCUAUUAUCUAUUCCCAGUGCAUCUUAAAUGUUUUCAGUGAAGACCUGCGGUCCAGCUUAUAUUUCGUCAAUGCAUCUGUGCAAGAGGUAGUGUUUGCCAGCACUACUGGGACCUCGGUUCCCUGUCCCGCAGCGGGCGUACCCCCAGUAACGCUGCGCUGGUACUUCGCCACUGGAGAGGAGAUCUAUGACGUCCCAGGGAUACGCCAUGUGCACCCCAAUGGCACCCUCCAGAUCUUCCAAUUCCCCCCUUCAAGCUUUAGCAACUUAAUCCAUGACAACACGUACUAUUGCACAGCUGAAAAUCCUUCAGGGAAAAUUAGGAGCCAAGAUGUACAUAUUAAGGCCGUUUUACGGGAGCCCUAUACUGUCCGUGUGGAGGACCAGAAAGCCAUGAGAGGCAAUGUAGCGGUCUUCAAGUGCAUUAUCCCUGCCUCCGUGGAGGCCUACAUCACUGUUGUGUCGUGGGAGAAAGACACGGUCUCACUCGUCUCAGGAUCUAGAUUUCUCAUCACAUCCAUGGGAGCCUUGUAUAUAGUGGAUGUACAGAAUGAGGAUGGACUAUAUAACUACCGCUGCAUCACGCGGCAUCGCUACACCGGUGAAACCAGGCAAAGCAACAGUGCUCGUCUCUUUCUGUCAGACCCUACAAAUUCAGAGCCGGUGAUCAUAGAUGGCUUCAGCCAGCGGGAGGUCAUGGCCGGCCACCGGGUGGAGCUCCCGUGCAAAGCCUCGGGGCACCCGGCCCCAAAAUACCGCUGGCUCAAGGACGGCCAGCCGCUCGAGCCGGAGAGCCGCUUUCGCCAGAGCGUGACGGGCCUGCUGAUAGAGAACGCCCGGCCCGGCGACACGGGGAGCUACCUGUGCGAGGUGUGGAACAGCUACGGCAACGCCGAGGUCGUUGGCCGGCUGCUGGUCAGACAACACCUGAAGGCUGUGAUCAGCCCCCGAAAGGUGAAGGGCAGCGUGGGCAGCCAGGUGUCCCUCUCCUGCAGUGUCAGUGGCUCGGAGGAGUACGAGCUCUCCUGGUACCGCAACGGAGAGGUCAUCCGUCCCGGCGUCAGUGUGCGCAUCGCCGGGAAUAACCGGGAAAACCUGGCGAUGGACGGCAUGGCCAAGAGCGACGGCGGCGCCUACCAGUGCUUCGCCAGGAAGGGGAGAAUGUCCGCUCAGGACUUCGUUCAGGUCAUCUUGGAAGAUGGCACACCGAAGAUCUUGUCUGCCUUCAGCGAGAAGGUCGUCAACCCAAACGAGGUGGUUUCUCUGGUCUGCAACGUCAAGGGGACGCCUCUGCCAACUGUCACCUGGACCCUGGAUGACGAUCCGGUUGUGCAGGACGCCAACCAUCAAAUGGACAAGGUCCUAAUUGGCGAGGGCAAUGUGUUGAGCUACCUGAACAUCUCCAACACUCAGGUCCGGGACGGGGGCGUCUACCGGUGCACUUGCAACAACUCAGCGGGAGUGGUCUCCUACCAGGCUCGAAUAAACGUAAGAGGUGCUCCAAGCAUCCGGCUAAUGAAAAACCUCACAGCCAUAGCUGGGAGGGACACCUACAUUCACUGCCGUGUCAUUGGCUACCCAUACUACUCCAUCAAGUGGCACAAGAAUGGCAACCUGCUUCCUUUCAAUCACCGCCAGCGUGCCUUCGAGAGCAAUGGCACGUUGAAGCUGUCAGAUGUCCAGAAGGACACGGAUGAGGGAGAGUACACCUGCAGUGUGUUGGUCCAACCGAAGCUGUUCACCAGCCAGAGUGUGUACGUUGCUGUGAAAGUUCCUCCGUUCAUCCAGCACUUCGAGUUCCCGCACUUCUCCAUUGGUCAGCGGGUCUUCAUCCCCUGCGUGGUGGUGUCCGGCGACCUGCCCAUCUUCAUCACCUGGCACAAAGACGGCCGGCCUAUCCCCGCCAGCCUGGGCGUCACCAUCGACAACAUCGACUUCACCAGCUCCCUGCGCAUCUCCAACCUCGCGUCCCGGCACAACGGCUUCUACACCUGCAUCGCCCGCAACGACGCCGCCACCGUGGAGCACAAGAGCGAGCUGAUCGUUCGAGUUCCUCCAAGGUUUGUCGUGCAACCUAAGGACCAGGAUGGUAUUUACGGGAAAGCUGUGAUCCUCAACUGCUCUGCGGAGGGAACCCCGGCUCCCACUAUCGUGUGGAAGUUCUCCAAAGGGGCGGGCGUGCCCCAGUUCCAGCCCAUCCCCCUGAGCUCGGGCUUCCGACUUCAACUUCUGGACUCAGGCUCUCUGCUCAUCAAGCAUGUCCUUGAGGAGGACAGCGGCUACUACCUGUGCAAAGUCAGCAACGACGUGGGAGCCGAUGUCAGCAAGUCCAUGUAUCUUAACGUCAAAAUUCCAGCCAUGAUCACCUCUUACCCCAACACCACGCUGGCCACGCAGGGCCAGAGGAAGGCCAUGAGCUGCACGGCGCACGGCGAGAAGCCCAUCAUGGUGCGCUGGGAGAAGGAGGACCGCAUCAUCAACCCCGAGAUGAGCCGAUACGUCGUCUCCGUCAAGGAGGCGGCCGACGAGGUCAUCUCCACCCUGCAGAUUUUGCCCACAGUAAGGGAAGAUUCUGGAUUUUUCUCCUGUCACGCAAUCAACUCGUAUGGGGAAGACAGAGGGAUCAUUCAGUUAACAGUGCAAGAACCCCCUGACCCCCCAGAAGUUGAGAUUCGGGAGGUUCGGGACCGGACAAUUGCCCUUCGCUGGACCAUGGGCUUCGAUGGCAACAGUCCCAUCACCGGCUAUGAUAUUGAGUGCAAGAACAAAUCAGCAACGUGGAAAACUGUCCAAAGAACCAAAGAUGUUUCCCCUCAGCUGAACCAGGCCACCAUCAUCGACCUCCACCCAUCCUCCACCUACAACAUCCGCAUGUUCGCCAAGAACCAGAUUGGGAAGAGCGAGGCCAGCAAUGAGCUCACCAUCACCACAGACGAAGCGGCUCCUGAUGGUCCACCACAAGAUGUUCAACUCGAAGCCGUCUCCUCUCAGAGCAUCAAAGUCACCUGGAAGGCACCUAAAAAGCACCUGCAGAAUGGUAUGAUCCGGGGGUACCAAAUCGGUUACCGGGAAUACAGCACGGGAGGUAGCUACCAGUUCAACGUCAUCAGCAUGGAGACGACUGGGGACAGCGAGACCAUGACUCUGGAUAAUCUGAAGAAGUUUGCCCAGUACGGCGUGGUGGUGCAGGCCAGGAACAGUGCUGGCACAGGACCCUCCUGCCAGGAAGCCAUCGCCACAACCCUGGAGGAUGUCCCUAGCCGACCCCCUGAGAACGUCCAGGCCACAGCAACAUCUCCCGAGAGCAUCUCAAUUUCCUGGCUGACCCCCGCCAAAGAGGCGCUCAAUGGCAUCCUUCAGGCUUUCCGUGUCAUCUACUGGGCAAACCUGCCUGAUGGAGAGCUGGGAGAGAUCCGCAACGUCAGCACCUCCCAGCCUUCCCUGGAGCUGGACGGGCUGGAGAAGUACACCAACUACAGCAUCCAGGUGCUGGCGUUCACACGCGCCGGCGACGGGGUGCGGAGCAGGCAGAUCUUCAUCCGCACCAAGGAGGACGUGCCUGGUCCUCCCGGUGGAGUGAAGGCAGCAGCCGCAGGCAGCUCGGUGGUGUAUGUCUCCUGGCUGGCCCCGCUCAAGCUCAACGGCAUCAUCAGAAAGUACACCAUCUUCUGCUCCAACCACUAUCCCGCGGUCAUGAGUGAGUUUGAAGCCGCUCCCGACGUGUUUUUUUAUGUCGUCCCAAACCUCAACCGGAACCACAAGUACAGUUUUUGGGUUGUCGCGGUUACAGCAGCUGGCCGAGGAAACAUCAGCGAUGUCAUCGCCGUUGAACCUCUCGCUAAAGCUCCCGCCAGGAUCGUCACGUUCACUGGUACGGUAACGAUGCCCUGGAUGAGGGAUAUCGUUCUGCCCUGCAAAGCUGUUGGAGAUCCACUCCCCACCAUUAAAUGGAUGAAGGAAAUCAAUGGGACUCCAUCUCCUGUCAUCAUUGACGGCAGGCGUAGUGUUCACAGCAACGGCAGCUUUGUUAUCCGAACAGUAAAAGCAGAGGAUUCUGGGUACUACACUUGUGUGGCCAGUAACAGCUGGGGAUCUGAUGAAAUUGUGCUUAACCUUCAAGUCCAAGUUCCACCAGACCAGCCACGUCUCACGGUGACCAAGACAACCCCCAUGUCAAUCACUCUGUCCUGGAUACCUGGGGACAAUGGGGGGAGCUCUAUCAGAGGGUACAUCCUGCAGUACUCAGAGGACAACAGCGAGCAGUGGGGGAACAUUCCCAUUAGCCCCAGUGAGCGCUCCUAUCGCCUGGAGAACCUGAAAUGUGGCACCUGGUACAAGUUCACCCUCACCGCCCAGAAUGGAGUUGGCCCGGGCCGCAUCAGUGAGAUCAUCGAGGCCAAGACACACGGGAAAGAGCCGCAGUAUUCCAAAGAGCAUGAGCUGUUUGCCAGCAUCAAUUCCACUCGUGUCCAGCUUAACCUGAACGGCUGGAACAAUGGCGGUUGCCCCAUCACCUCCUUCACGCUGGAGUACCGGGCCUUGGAAGUCACCGUCUGGACCACUGCCCAGCGUACCUCGUUGACGAAAAGUUACACCCUGUACGACCUGCAGGAGGCAACGUGGUACGAGCUCCUGAUGAAGGUUUCUAACAGCGCUGGCUUUGCAGAGAAGAGAGCAAUGUUUGCCACACUCAACUACGAUGGAAGCACCAUUCCACCAUUGCCCAAGUCUGGAGAAGAGAGCCUGGAGAGCCUGCCAAGCAAUGAGGGUCUGAAGAUGAUGGUGACUAUUUCCUGCAUAUUGGUGGCCAUCGUUCUGCUCUUCAUCCUGAUGAUGGUUUUGAGGAAGAGGAGGCGAGAUCAGAGGCUUAAAAGGCUUAGAGAUGCAAAAAGCUUGGCUGAGAUGUUAAUGAGUAAAAACACUAGGCCCUCAGAAACUGUGAACAAGCAGCAGCAGACUCUGCGCAUGCACAUCGAUAUCCCCAGGGCGCAACUGCUGAUUGAGGAGAGGGACACCACGGAGACAAUCGAUGACAGGUCUACAGUACUGCUGACCGAUGCUGACUUUGGAGAAACAUCCAAACAGAAGACUUCUACCGUCACACACACGGUCCACUACCAGUCCCUCUCCCAGGCCACUGGGCCGCUGGUGGACGUGUCUGAUGCCCGACCUGGAACCAACCCCACGGCCCGCCGCACUGCCAAAGCUGGCCCCGCCGCGCGAAACCGCUACGCCAGCCAGUGGACGCUCAACCGGCCGCACCCGCCCGCCUCCUCCCAAACCCUGUCCACCGACUGGAGGCUGCCCACGCCGCGGGCGGCCGGCUCAGCGGACAAGGAGAGCGACAGCUACAGCGUCAGCCCGUCUCAGGACACAGAUCGAGCUAGGAGCAGCAUGGUGUCGACGGAGAGCGCCUCCUCCACCUACGAGGAGCUGGCGCGGGCCUACGAGCACGCCAAGAUGGAGGAGCAUCUGCGCCACGCCAAGUUCACCAUCACCGAGUGCUUCAUCUCCGACACGUCCUCCGAGCAGAUGACCGCCGGGGCCAACGAGUACACCGACAGCCUGGCGUCCAGCACGCCGUCCGAGUCGGGCAUCUGCCGGUUCACCGCGUCCCCGCCCAAACCGCAGGACGGGGGCCGGGUCAUGAACAUGGCCAUCCCCAAGGCUCACAGACCGGGAGGCGAGCUGGUGCACCUGCCCCCCUAUCUCCGGAUGGACUUCCUCUUAAACCGCGGCGUCCCCGGGGCGGGGCGCGAGGGGUGUCUGGAGCCCCAGAAGAGCCGCACUCUCAAACGGCCUGCCAUCCUGGAGCCCACGCCCACGGAGGCCCCCGCAGGCAGCAGGGAUGCCCAGCAGUGGCAGCCAGGGACUGCCUCCACACUGCCCCAGCGCGAGGGCACGGACUUGGCACAGGCCGCCAAGCUCAGCAGCUCCCAGGAGUCCCUCCUGGACUCCAGAGGACACCUGAAACAGAGCAACAACCCGUACGCAAAAUCCUACACUUUGGUAUAACACAGAGCAUGGACGGGACUGCAGACGCAAACAAGAGCUCGCUGGAGGAGAACACACAAAACACACAGACUCUUGUAUAUAUGUUUCCGAUUUCCAAAAGGACGGGUUACUUAUAGUCUUUGUUUCUUUCUUGCUUUCUUUCUUUCUUUCUUGUUUUUACUUGAGAAUUUGUUUAUUUGAAAUUACUCCAUGCAAGAACUGCUAAAAUAAUUUAUUUAUAAAGAGAGAAAAAAUAUUGAUAUUAUAAAGAUGAUUAUGCUGAGGAUUAUGAUGAUGAUGCAAUGAUGACGAUGAUUAUAAAAAUAUUAAUUACAUUGCUAUACAAAAUGAUAAAAUCUAUAAACCAAAUGAAAGGACGUGGCAUAAGUAUGAUAUGAAAGGAUGUUGUUUCAUCAUUUUUUUUCCAGAGAGGGAGCUGGUUGAUGGUAAGUUUGUUUGUCAGUUUGGAAUAUAUUGAUUUAUUAUAGGAGGAAACUGGAAGAACUGUGUGAGAAAAUUCUCUAAUUUGUCCAAUCUUUUCAGAUAUUUAUCUUUUAAAAUCACCUGCCUAUGACUGCAUGGGGACUGAAUGCAAAAUCUUUAUCAUAAUAAUUAUAAUAAUAGUAAUUAUAGUUAUCACAAUAAUUCCUAGACAACUAAAUAUUUUGCCACACUAUGAAAUUAUAUAAAUUUUAUUAUUAUUAUUAUUAUUAUUAUUAUUAUUAUGAGAAGUCACUUUUAUUUGUGGAAAUUACAGGGAAAAUUAUUUGGUUAAUAAAGUCCUUAGUCAUGUUUGCACACAUCUGGUUUUGAUUUGAAAAUGGAGCCUCCCUUGAUCUUUCCUUUUCCCCCAUUCUCCUCUUGUACUUAAUAAAAGCAGGGAAUCUCACUGGA
Messenger RNA from Anguilla anguilla (European eel), 7769 nucleotides. Its product is annotated as Down syndrome cell adhesion molecule homolog. NCBI's taxonomy places the organism in Eukaryota, Metazoa, Chordata, Actinopteri, Anguilliformes, Anguillidae. The transcript is spliced from 33 exons. Gene Ontology annotation, biological process: homophilic cell-cell adhesion; axon guidance; dendrite self-avoidance. The record is from RefSeq and is a predicted model, not a curated record. The coding region runs from base 870 to 6896 and encodes 2008 amino acids. Gene Ontology annotation, cellular component: axon; plasma membrane. Gene Ontology annotation, molecular function: cell-cell adhesion mediator activity.